AUGCCAGACAGCAAUAUGGAUGAAACAGAACUGAAGCAGCCGCCAAUAGAUCGAAAUAUUCGCUGGGGCGACGAAGAAGCAGCAACGACCCGACCAUACCGCGGCUCUACCCUGCGCCGUACAAACUCCACUGGCUCGCUCUCCAUCCACAGCGUGCGCUCGAGACGCGAAGUCGAACCUGGCGUCAUCUUGCCCAUUCAGUACCGCACGGUCUCCUUCCAAAUCGAAGAAACCAAGAGCAAAAGCAAAGAUGUCGCCGCCGUUGAGAAGGCGAGGGACUCAGCCACCAGGGAGCUGUCUUCGCUGGACUGGCACACCAUCUCGUCCGAUGAGGCCAUACGCCGGUUGGGUUCUUCGAUGAGAGAGGGGCUCUCGGGUGAGCAGGUCGGACGGAAAAUCAAAGAAUAUGGCCGCAAUGCUCCUUCGCCACCCAAGUCGAGGACGCUGCAGAAAUACUUGGGCUACAUGUUCAAGGGGUUCGGUCCCAUCUUGCUCAUUGGCGCAAUUCUCGUCUUCGUGUCAUGGAAGCCGCUUGGAAACCCGCCCGCUUUGGCUAACCUGGCGCUGGCUAUUGUGCUCCUCGCGGUCUUCUUCAUUCAGGCUGGCUUCAACAUGUUCCAAGACUGGAGCUCAUCCCGUGUGAUGAGCAGUAUCAAGAACAUGCUCCCCGAAGACUGCAUGGUCAUCCGAGACAGCAUCCAGUCGUCCAUUUCCGCGCAUGAGCUAGUCCCCGGUGACAUCGUUUGCAUCAAAGCUGGCGACAAGCUACCGGCUGAUAUGCGCUUUCUUCAUGUGUCUUCCGAUGCCAAGUUCGACCGGUCUAUCCUUACGGGAGAGUCCCUGCCCCUUGCUGCGACUGUCAACUCAACUGAUGAUAAUUACCUUGAAACCAAAUGCAUUGGUCUCCAAGGUACCCAUUGUGUCUCUGGCGCGUGUACCGGCCUCAUCGUCGCAACGGGUGACCGAACUGUCUUUGGAAGGAUAGCAGCUCUGACCAAUGAACCGAAGACGAAGAUGACGACGCUCGAGAAAGAAGUGCUGAGAUUUGUUAUCAUCAUUUCUUCGAUUAUGCUGACCAUGGUUCUUGUCGUCUUGAUUGUCUGGGGGGCUUGGCUACGAAAAGACCACCCGGGAUGGAUCAACGUGCCGACUCUUAUUGUGAGCUGUGUCAGUGUGGCAAUUGCCUUUAUUCCUGAAGGCUUGCCUAUCGCCCUGACAGCCGGUCUUACCAUCACGGCCAAUAUCAUGCGACAACACAAGAUUUUAUGCAAAUCUUUGAAAACCGUCGAGACCCUCGGCUCCGUUUCUGUCAUUUGUUCUGAUAAGACGGGUACACUUACCGAGAAUCGCAUGACCGUGACGAACUGUACCGUUGGCGAGCACAACCUUACCGACCAGGAGGCAACACUCGACUACAGUGAAAGCGCAGCGCCAGACGUGGCCGGUAUCAUUACCAGCGCCGUUGGUCAAAUCCGUUGCAUGGCCGGACUCUGCAACGCAGCUGAAUUCGAUGCCGCGACCAUGCAUUUACCUAUUGAAGAUAGACGCGUGUAUGGUGAUGCCACCGACCAAGCCAUCUUGAGAUUUAGCGAACACAUUGGUUCCGUGAGUCACUUGCGUCAAUGUUGGCAGAAGACCUACGAGCUCGCUUUCAACAGCAAGAACAAGUACAUGAUCAGGACUUUCUCGCUCUUUCGACCGGACUGCUUGACAGAUACGCUUCCUGAGGGCGAGGCGGAUAGCUUCCAGGCUGAUGAUACACUUUUGACAAUCAAGGGCGCGCCCGAUAUCCUCAUCAAGAGGUGUUCCCACUUCACCAAUAAGUCGGGCGACGCUCACCUCCUGGACGACACGAUGCUAGCCACCUUCGAAGCCCUGAAGAACACGUACAGCAGCCAAGGCAAGCGAUGUAUCCUCUUCGCGAGGAAAGUGAUCCGCAAGCAAGACAUCCAAAACCAACCCGGGACCAGCCAAUUCGAAGACGAAAUGUUCGAGCAAGCCAAGUCAGGCCUGACCUUAGUCGGUCUAGUAGCCAUCGUCGACCCGCUCCGCCCCGAAAUCCGCGACGUCGUCUCAACCCUGCGUCGCGCAGGUAUCCGCAUCUUUAUGGUGACGGGCGACUUUGCCCUGACGGCCCUAGCCAUCGCCCAAGACGCCGGUAUCGUGAGCACGCCCACGCCACUCGUGCACAACGCGACCGACCUGCCCCGGGAAGCUGUCUCCGACGAAGCGAAACCGCAGGACAGGACAUCGCUCCUGAUUAGCGGCCCGGAGUUAAUGGGCUUGAACGAACACCAGUGGAAAGCUCUUACCGAGUACGAUGAAAUUGUGUUCGCGCGCACAACGCCUGAGCAGAAAUUGCGCAUUGUGAGGGAGUUCCAGGUCAAUGAUGUGGUGGGCAUGACGGGCGACGGCGUCAAUGACGCGCCUUCGCUGAAGGCGGCCGAUGUUGGCAUCGCCAUGGGAAGCGGCUCGGAUAUUGCGAUUGAAGCGGCUGAUAUGGUCUUGCUUGACACUUUCUCGUCUGUUGUUGAGGCCGUGCAGUAUGGCAGGGUCGUUUUUGACAACCUGAAGAAGGUUAUCUGCUAUUUGCUGCCAGCAGGUAGUUUUGCUGAGUUCUGGCCGGUGAUGACGAACGUUCUGUUUGGACUGCCGCAGAUUUUAUCAUCAUUUUUAAUGAUCAUUAUUUGCUGCUUCACGGAUUGCGCCGCCGCAACGGUCCUCUCCUACGAAAAACCCGAAGCCGACGUCCUGCUGCGCAAACCCCGCAACAUCAAGAAAGACCGCCUCGUCAACUGGCAACUUGUGGUACACGCAUACGGCGUCGUAGGUGUGAUGGAAACGGUGGUUUCAUUCGCCAUGGCGUACUGGUACCUCGAGCUGAACGGCCUGCGAUUCCGUGACUUGUGGUUCUCGUUUGGAGCUCUGCCGGAGGGGAUUGAUGCCGAGUUUUAUACCCAGAAGUUGAAUCAGGCGUCUUCGAUUUACUUCGUUAACCUUGUUGUUAUGCAAUGGUUCAACCUCCUUGCCGUUCGCACUCGACGAUGGAGCAUAUUCCAGCACCCACCACUUUUUAACGUAAGGACUUCGAACUGGUACCUCUUCCCGGCUAUCGUCUUUUCGUUGUGCAUGGCCAUCCUCUGGCUCUACAUACCGCAGCUGCAGUCCGUUCUGGGGACGUCACCUGUGCCGACGGCGCACUGGUUCUUGCCCAUGGCUUUUGGUCUGUUCAUUCUAUUCUUGGACGAGGCGAGGAAGUUUUUGGUGAGAAAGUAUCCAAAUGGUCCAACUGCCAAGAGUGCAUGGUAG
Messenger RNA from Pseudomassariella vexata, 3309 nucleotides. RefSeq names its product putative H /K ATPase alpha subunit. The transcript has 9 exons. Gene Ontology annotation, cellular component: membrane. NCBI's taxonomy places the organism in Eukaryota, Fungi, Ascomycota, Sordariomycetes, Amphisphaeriales, Pseudomassariaceae. The coding region runs from base 1 to 3309 and encodes 1102 amino acids. The record is from RefSeq and is a predicted model, not a curated record. Gene Ontology annotation, biological process: intracellular potassium ion homeostasis; potassium ion import across plasma membrane; sodium ion export across plasma membrane. Gene Ontology annotation, molecular function: P-type sodium:potassium-exchanging transporter activity; ATP binding; ATP hydrolysis activity.